This is a messenger RNA of Closterium sp. Naga37s-1, 4893 nucleotides long. NCBI's taxonomy places the organism in Eukaryota, Viridiplantae, Streptophyta, Zygnematophyceae, Desmidiales, Closteriaceae. The record is from the annotation of a GenBank genome assembly.
AUGCUCUCCAAAGGACCCCUCGCGCGCCUCUUCCAAAUCCUUGACGUCGUGGCAACGCUGGGGUCUGUCUCGCUCUAUGUGUGGCAAACGUACAAUCCCAGCACGAAAUUGGACUGGAUGCUCACCCUGCAGACCGUCUUCAGCUCCUUCUUUCUCAUCGACUACGUUAUCAACAUCUUCAGCGCCUACUCCUGGGUGCAGUACGUGCUGUCAUGGCAGGGCAUUCUCGACUUCAUCUCGCUGCUGCCUCUCCUCCUCAUCCGCUUGGAUCACCAUGCGGGCACCAGCAAUGGAGUGCGGCUGCCACAGCUCCUCAUCUUCCUGCGUGUCAUCCGCACCAUAUCAAUCGUGAAGGCGGCUCUCACCAUGCGCAAUGCUAUCGCCAAGGAGAUGAUAGCCCUCGGAUUCACCAUCUUCACUGUCUUGCUGGUGGGGGCGGGCAUAUUCCAGUUCGCAGAGUACUGGGGCACCAGCGAGGCAUACAAGGUGGAGAACGACUGCCCUGCCAGCGGCUGCACCAACUUCUUCGACUCGUUCUAUUUCAUGGUAGUCACGGGGGCGACGGUGGGAUACGGUGAUGUGACGCCGCAUUCAUCAUGGGGGCGGGUGGUGGCCGUGUUCACAAUCUUCGCAGCCCUCACGUACAUCCCGCUGCAGAUUGGCCGCCUCGUUGAACUCGCCUCCAACCGCCCCUACGGCGGGUGGCUGUCACGGUAUCGCACGGUGGGGGUGCGGUUUGUGGUGAUCUGGGGGGUGUCGUCUGUGGAGUGUGCGCGCGACCUGCUCUGCUCCUUCUUCUCGCCGCUGCACAACGGCCGAGUCCCCGUGUAUCCACUCAAGGUGGUAUUUAUGGGUCCAGACCCGCCCUCCUUUGCCUUGAAGGCACUGCUGGGAUUCUUCCAGGGCAAGGCGCACUACAUGCAGGGGCAGAUGGACCGUCCAGAUGACUUUGAUCGUGUGGCUGCCAGGGACGCCCUCGCCAUCUACCUCCUGGCCAAUAGGAGCGCAGAGGACCCAGAGAGCGAGGACACGGCGCAGCUCAUUCGAGGCCUCGUGGCUCACCGCUCGUGCCGGGGGCGUGUGAGAGUGGUGGUGGAAUUGCUGCGCCCGCAGGUGGAGGGGAGGGGCGCGAUGUGGGGGGAGGUGGGCGCGUUGGAGCUCUUUUGCACGGACCCCACGCGCUUCUGCCUCCUCGCCCGCAGCUGUGAGGUGCCAGCCGUCAGCACGCUCAUCACCAACCUCUUCUCGUCGGGCCCGCCGCUGCCGCCUCUGCGAGCCGCCCCACACCUGAACGAGUACAUGCAGGGCCAGCAGAUGGAGGCCUUUCCAAUGCUGCUGCCCUCGGCCUUCCAUGGCAUGCUCUUCGAAGCGCUGGUGGAGGUGAUCUAUCGCGCGUACCGAGUCAUCUUAUUCGCAGUCGACAUCUGCCUCGAUGAAACGCCAGAUGAAACGCCAGACGAAACGCCCGAUGAAACGGCAGUUGAGACGCGUCUGCCCCACAGUCUCCCCCUCCCCUGCUCCUCAAAGCCGCUCUCCACCCCUUCCAUCGUGCACUAUGGCCCCCGCCUGCACCCCCUCAAGAAAUUCGUCCGCUCAUCCUCCAUCUUCCCUGCUUCCUUUGGUGUGCGCGGAGAGGAGGGGAGGCAAGAGGGCGUGCCGGAGGGGGAGCAGGGAGCAGAGGAGGAGAGGCAAGUAGUAGGAGGGGAUGGGGAUGGUAGGGGGAGGGCAGCAGGGAAUGGUGCUGCUGGCACGUUGCGGAAAAUCUUUUUGUUUCCACGGGGGCAUGUGAUUGGUCCGCGGGACGUGGGGCAUGUGAUAGCGCCGGAUCUUGGUACAGUGGAGAAGAUCUCCCGGGCGGCGCAUGCGCUGUCUGCAAGGGCGGCGGGCGGUAGCUGGGGCGGCAUGCGCCGACCGUACACAGGGAGUGGGGAAGGGCGGGAUAUGGAAGAUCCAUUUGAGAAAGUUGUUGACAUUCAUGAGGAAAGGGGGGACAAGGAGGAGAGGGAGGGGAACUGGAAGGAGGGGGAGGAGAAUUGGGAAGAGAGGGAGAGGCGUCAGGGUGGCACCAAACCCUUCAGAGUUUCCAAGGGGCGUCCCCAGGCCGCCAAGCUUAUGCAGCUGAUUGGACAAGCGUGUGCCACGUGGGCCCGCGCUCCCAGCGCUGCCUGGUCUUCAGAGGCCCUGCUGACGUGGCGCCACAUCAGCUUUGAAAGCGUGGGUGAACGGGUGAGUGGGGAGGAGAGCGCAGAAGGAUUGGGGGAGGAGGGGGACGAGGAGGAGGUGGAGGCGGGGGCGGAGGCGGAGGAGGAGGAAGAGGCGGAGGCAGUAGGUGGACGGGUGAGUGGGAGUGGGGGAAGCAGGGCAAGCGGAGAGGCGGAGGAGGGCAAGGAUGAUGGCGGCAGGAGGAGCAGUGGUGGGAAGAACAGCAGCGACAGAAGCAGCCAUGGGAAGAACAGCGGUGAAAGAAGCAGCAGUGGGAAGCGAAGCAGCGGGAGGCGCAGCAUGUCUGAGUGGCUGUCAGAGGAGUCGCUGGCUCGCCAGCUGUUCCAAGCCAUGCGUGCCGCCGCCUCCCAACGCACCUCCCUCCUCCUCUCCCGCUCUGCCUCCUCCUCCCGGCGUGACUCUGCCCCUUCCGCCCGUCCCGCCUCGGCCUCUUCCUCCCACCCCACCUCUGCCUCAUGGCCCCGUGGGCCCUCGCACGCGCCCCUUCCUUACUCCUCGCCCCAGCGUGGGGAAGAGGAGUGGCUGAGCGGGGAGGGAGAGGCGGCGGAAGGGGGAGAGGAGAGCAGCGAGCAUGCUGCAGAGCAGCCGGGCAAUGACGAGGCGCUCAUGGCCAAGAGCAGGGCUCUGGCGCGGCAAAUAUCAAGAAAAGUGUCCUCCCGUGCACUGUCCCGUUCACUCUCCCGCGCUCCCUCCGGUGCUCUCUCCUCCCGCUCCUCCACCCGCUUUGCCCGCCAGCCCUCCCUGGCAUCCGCUUCCAUCUCUGCUCCCUCAGCGCCCCAGCCACUGCCACUCGCGGCGUCAGUCAGUGCAGUCCUGGACUGGCCUCCCGCUAGGCCCUCCCGCCGCCUCUCGCUCUCCUCUCGCCGCGCCUCACUCUCCUCUCGCCGUUCCUUGGCCCCCUCUCACAGUGCCUCGCUCGACUCUCGCUCUCACACCAACACGGUUGCUCCAAAGGGCUUGAGCAGAUACACGAGCGCAGUUGGCUCGAGUAUAGACGCACCAGGCGUAGGAGUGGGGGCAUGUAGCCGCACAGAAGCAGGUCCUGAAAGCAUUGGAGCAGCAGGAGAAGUAGGCCCUUCUGGCCAGCAAGAAGCAGGACUUGGGAGUGUGGAUGAAGCAGGCUCGGAAACAGAAGGCGAGGAAGCAGCAUGGGUGGACGCAGCAGGCUUGGAAGCAGCAGCAGCCAGUGUACUGGACACAGAGCCUCCUGCCCUGCCCGCCCGCCCACACCCGUCCACGCUGCAGCGCAACCGCAGGAAGAUCGCGGCCCACCUGGAGAGCCGCACGCUGGCAGCUGUUGAUGGGGUGUUGCCCCGCGCGCACGUGCUGGUGCUGCUGCAGGGCGAAUGCUGGCCGCACUCCCUUCACUACUUUGUGACCUUUCUUAGGAGGAAUGAGGGCUCGUGGGGUGAAGGAGGAGGAGAGGGAGAAGGCGGGUCGUUUAAGGAGGGAGCAGGGGAACGGGAUGAUGUGGAAGGGGGAGAUGAAGGGAGGAGGGAGGGCGUGGAGGGGUGUGUACCGAUUGUGUUUCUGCGGUUACACGAGCCGAGUGAGGAGCAGUGGGGGUGUGUGGGGCACCACCGCCACGUGUACUUCGUCAGAGGCUCGCCCAUCUCCACCAUGGACCUCCUUCGAGCCGGCGCUCUCAUUGCAGCCAAGAUCGUAAUAAUGGCGUCAGACACCGUUGCCUCGCCCAGCACGGUGGGGGCAGCAGGGGAGGAGAGCGAGGGCAGCAGCACAGCAGGGGCAGCGGUGGACCCAUCCAUAUUCGCGCAGGACGUGGAGAACGUGCAGAUCGCUGCCGCCGUGCACCGCCUCCUCUCCUCCCACUCCUCCUCCGCCUUCCAACCAGACUUGCACCACACCAGCACCGCCUCUUCCAUUUCCUUGUCCCACCAGCACUACUCCACGGACUCAACAGCGCCCUUGCACCCCACGCAGCCCUCACAGCCCUCGCACCCCCCAGAGAGCGCGCACAGCAGCAGUGUGCUGUGCGAGGUGCAGCACGAGGAGAGCUUCCAGUUCCUGCCGCCGCUCAGCGUGCUGCACGGAGCACUGCGGCAGUGGCGAGUGUCCCGCCGCACCACUCUCAUCAACUACUCACUGCUGCUGCGCUGCGCCCCCGCUUUUAUUGACGGCCGUGCCUCCUGCCCUGCUGGCCUGCUCUUCCUCAUCCACGGAGCCCUGUUGAACCGCAACCUGAGUGCAGUGGCGGACCUGCUCAUUGCAGGCGGCGCUAUUUAUGCUCCACGGGAAGCCGAGGAGCUUCUCACGCAGCACCGGCAGCAGCAAGAGCAACAGCAAGAGCAGGAGCAGGAGCAGCAGCAGCAAGAGCAGCAAGCACAUCAGCAACCCACAUCUCCUAACACUGCCGCACCUGCUCCGUCCAACGCUCUCCCCACCAGCACCUCCCCAUCCAACUCCCACCCCAACCCUCGGCACCGCUCUGCACCACUCAGGAGAGAGCUGGUGCUUGUGGCAGUACCAGCAGAGUUCAUAGGAGGCCCGUUCGAGAGUCUGUUUGUGGGUCUGCUGCAGCGGUACGGGCAGCUGGCAGUGGGGCUGUACCGUGGUGGACGACAGGGGGGCCCUCCAGUGCCCUAUGUGGCCACCAACCCCGCUGCUGAUGCCACUGUGGGGUGUCACGACCAAGUGUAUGUGGUGCGGUAA